AUGGCAGGGGACCCUUCUGCUGUGGACGUCACCUGUAACAAGACCAGCUUCAGCUACUCAUCAUUGCUUGGAGUGCAGUGGGGCCUGCGGGGAGCUCCACAUUCCUCCCUCAGGCUGGCAGGAGGUGUAGGGGGCCCCAUGCAGCUCCACAGGUCCCAUGUCCCUCUGGGCCCUGCAGCAGAGGGCUCAGGCUUGUUGGGGCGGGCGGUCUGUGCACUGCUCCUGGCGACGCUGGGCUCCGUGGCCGGCCUGCCUCUUGGGGGAGAGCCCAGCUGCACUGCCCAGCACUUGGCCAGAUAUAGCAUCACCUUCACAGGAAAGUGGAGCCAGACAGCCUUCCCCAAGCAGUACCCCCUGUUCCGGCCCCCUGCACAGUGGUCUACCUUGCUGGGGGCCACACACAGCUCUGACUACAGCAUGUGGAAGAAGAACGAGUACGUCAGUAACGGUCUGCGGGACUUCGCUGAGCGAGGAGAGGCCUGGGCCUUGAUGGAGGAGAUCGAGGCUGCCGGCGAGAAGAUCCAGAGUGUACACGGGGUCUUCUCGGCCCCCGCCAUCCCCACAGGCACGGGGCAGACCUCUGCCGAGCUGGAGGUGCAUGCCAGGCACUCGCUGGUCUCCUUCGUGGUGCGCAUCGUGCCCAGCCCCGACUGGUUUGUGGGUGUCGACAGCCUGGACCUCUGUGAGGGUGAUCACUGGAAGGACCAGGUCUCCGUGGACCUGUUUCCCUAUGAUGCCGGCACAGACAGUGGCUUCACCUUCUCUUCCCCCAACUUUGCGACCAUCCCUCAGGACACAGUGACUGAGAUAACGUCCUCCUUCCCAAGUCACCCAGCAAACUCCUUCUAUUACCCGAGGCUGAAGUCCCUGCCCCCAAUGGCCAGAGUGAGCCUGGUGCGGCUGCGGCACAGCACCAGGGCCUUCGUCCCGCCCACCCCGGACCUGGUCAGCAGGGGCAACGAGAUCCUCAACAUCCUCUCAGCUCCAGAGACGCCGCUGGACUGCGAGGUGUCCCUGUGGUCGCCUUGGGGGCUGUGUGGAGGUCACUGUGGGACACUGGGAUCCAAAAGCCGAACUCGCUACAUCCGCGUGCAGCCCGCCAACGAUGGGAUCCCUUGCCCUGAGCUGGAAGAGAAGGCCGACUGCAUCCCUGACAACUGUGUCUAA
Trichechus manatus latirostris (Florida manatee) is the source of this 1167-nucleotide messenger RNA. RefSeq names its product spondin 2 (gene SPON2). The record is from RefSeq and is a predicted model, not a curated record. The coding region runs from base 1 to 1167 and encodes 388 amino acids. The transcript has 9 exons. Lineage: Eukaryota; Metazoa; Chordata; Mammalia; Sirenia; Trichechidae.